Messenger RNA from Miscanthus lutarioriparius, 1245 nucleotides. The record is from the annotation of a GenBank genome assembly. NCBI's taxonomy places the organism in Eukaryota, Viridiplantae, Streptophyta, Magnoliopsida, Poales, Poaceae.
AUGGCUCCGACGACCCGCCGAGCCAGACGGGCCUUCGCCGAGCUUCCAACGGACGUGCUGUUCGACGUCUUCCUGCUGCUCUCGGCCAUGGAGCUGUGCCGCCUCCGCGUCGUCUGCCACGCAUGGCGCUCCCUCACCUCCGACACACAUUUCAUCCGUGCGCACGCCGCCAGGCACCAACGGGACCCGCUCUUGGUGGCGAGCUUCUUCCUUUCCGGUCCUUCAGAAGAAGAGCGGAUGCUAAUCGACCUCAUCGAUCUGUCAGGCAAAACGGUGAAACGAGUAGCCAGCGCCAUGGACCGCGGGCAGGUGCUGUGCCCACGCCUCGGCCUCGUCAUCGUGGCCAAUAAGUCCGACAACACCUGCCGCGUGCUCGAUCCGGCGGCGGCCGGAGCUCAGUCGCCCCUCGCUCCAGGCCGCUACCCGUGCUCCCGGCGCCGUCGCAUCGGGGUCAGGGCAGCCGGCGCCGCCUGCGUGAGGCGGCCACCUCGUUUGCCUUCGGCAGGGUCGCCGCGCACCGGAGAACACAAGGUGCUGCGGAUUUUCCACCGCCUCAAGGAUGACGACCGUCCACAUCUCUUCGAGGUGCUUACCCUCGGCGGCGGUCGCCGCCGUGGCCGUGCACGGUGGAGAGACAUGCCGAGUCCUGACAUGUUCGUCUGUCCGGACAGCAGCACCGUCGUCGACGGGGUGGUCUACUUCUUGAGGAAUAAUGUCGUGUACAAUGGCAUGGUGGCGGCGCUGCCAGGCGCUGGCAUUGUUGUUCCUCCCACAGAUUCUGUAGCUUCGUUCGAUCUUGAGAGGGAGGAAUGGAGGAAACGUCUCCAGGGGCCUAUAAUAAGCAUGGGCUACGACUACGACGGUGAUGACUCGGACGACAAGCUCGACGACCUCAACCAUCCCUGGUGCCAAUUUGCUUUGGCUGAGCUGAAAGGCUGUCUAGUUCUGAUGAACUACUUCUACGGUAUGACUCACCUCUGGAUUCUGACUGACUUUGAGAGAGGCGUAUGGGUGAAAGAAUAUAGCAUUCUGGUUAACUCCAUCGUGCCGGCAUAUCUGCGCCGUCUAAAACCAUUGUUUGUGCUAGAUGAUGGGAGGUUGGUAGUACGAGAACGAGUCGGAGGAAAGUUGGCCGUAUAUGACCCCAGGACCGACGCUUGGGCAUGGGUGGAGUCAGGACCUCUUCCUCUUGGGGCAGUUGGUAUCUACGCAGGCAGUCUGUUAGGUUUACAAGAUGUAUGGUGA